Numida meleagris (helmeted guineafowl) is the source of this 698-nucleotide messenger RNA. It is a transcript of the gene DAPL1, whose product is annotated as death associated protein like 1. The coding region runs from base 44 to 304 and encodes 86 amino acids. Gene Ontology annotation, molecular function: death domain binding. The record is from RefSeq and is a predicted model, not a curated record. Gene Ontology annotation, biological process: cellular response to amino acid starvation; apoptotic signaling pathway; negative regulation of autophagy. Lineage: Eukaryota; Metazoa; Chordata; Aves; Galliformes; Numididae. The transcript is spliced from 4 exons.
ACCCCUCCUCGAGGCUCGGCCCCGCCCUGCUCCUCACACGGCGAUGGCGCGCAGGAGACGCGUCGCGCUGCUCCCGCCGGCGGGCGGCCGCGUUCCCUCAGUCAAAGCUGGAGGUGUGAGAGUGUCUAAAAAGCAUGAAGCCGUUCCUGCUGGGAGAAACACGAGGCCCCCGGGAAAAGACAAGACCAGUAUGGUCAGUAUUUCAAGAAUUCAUCACGUGGAUGUCAUGCUGCGCAAAACACGGCCUCACUGCAGAAUGGAGGGAAGAGGUUCUCUGCAGGAAGAGAGAGAAGCCGUGUCCUGAGCUGCCUUUGUUCUGGGUCAGGUCUCCAGUUCCUGAGCUGCUGGAGUCAAAAUGAAGGAAGUGGCAGACAGCGAACCACUGCUGGUGUGCCCCCAAGAUUCGUCUCCGUGUUGCUCUGCCUCUCAAGGCAAGCGUGCCAGAUGUUCUCGUGAGGAUGCCCUUGUUCUGUGUCAGCCCUCCACUUGUUUCUGAGCACACACAUGGGUCCUCUUUUGUGCCCCUCACAGACAUACUGAAAGAUGCUGCAUGAAAUGCAUGCACAGCAUAGAAAAUGUUCUAGAAUACUCUGGCAUUGUAGUAAUUAUUUGGUAGUUAAACUCAGUUUUUCAUGAUGAAUUGAACACGAACAUAAAUCAGUUUGCUCAGCAAACCGUUUCAGUUAUUUAUAAAUCUA